AUGUAUAGGCUGAAUGGGGCCAACUACGAACUGGUCGCCCCUAUAGACAAAGCGGGAGGGGACCCCAUUGCGUGGCGAGGGGAGUACGUGGGGGGUUUUUACUCACUGCGGACCCACCAGCCUAUGCAGGAAACAUCGGCCUCGGCUUCAUGGCAAGUCAGGUACCCCGCGAGUCUGCGGGGUGUCCAGGGGUCGUGCGUCCUGAUCCCCUGCACCUUCGACUACCCCAUGGACACCCCGGAGAGCAUCACGUCCAUCUGGUACAAAGACAACGAAGGGCAACGCAUUGUGGCUUUCCACUCCUCCACUCCGGAUGCGGUGGAUGCUCAAUUUCAAGGCCGCACAGAACUGAUCGGAGAUGCUCUCGGGCAGCGCAACUGCACCCUUCUCCUGAGAAGCACCCAGACAAGGGACAGCGGCAAGUAUAACUUCCGGUUUGAAAUCGACGCGAAGAACCGCUGGUUGGAGGUGCGAGGAGUGGAGCUGACAGUCGCCGACACUCCGGACAGUCCCACUAUCGCUUCCCCGGACGAUCUGUAUGAGGCCAAGCCGGUGACUUUCAACUGCUCCAGUCCCUACGUCUGUCCCUACGACAGCAUCUCCCUGCGGUGGACCGGACACAACGCAGAGACCUCCCAUGUUUCCGAGAUGGUCCAGCUGGACACAGGAGGUGUGCUGCAGAAGAAAACCCUCAGCAGUUUCUUAUCCUGGCAGGAUCACCACCGGAAGCUGAGCUGCGAGGUGGCUGCAGGUGCCCUGGCCAAAGCAAAGGAAGUCACGCUCCAAGUGAAACAUUCUCCCAAAGGUGUCAAAGUCUCCAUAAGCCCAUCUGCAAAAAACAUCCGCGUGGGGGAUGCUACAACUCUCGCCUGCAACGUGGUGAGCAGCUACCCAGAAGUCACAGCUUACAGGUGGUUCAAAGAUGGAGUGGCCUGUGGAGAGGGGCAGGUGAAGACCAUCCAGAGCGUCACCCGGGAAGACUAUGGCCAGUACCACUGUGAAGCUGAGAAUCCUGUUGGGUCCACAGUGGCUGAAACGGCAACCGUCUAUGUUUUCACUGCCCUGCUGACCGUCAGCCCUUCUUCCGAUGUCCAGGAAGGUGGGACCGUGACGUUGACCUGUGAUGUCCCUGGGGAAGACAAGCAAGAGAUCCACUACAGCUGGUUCAAGAACAACAUCUGGAUGAAGGAAGGCACCGCCCGGACCCUGAUCUUUCACGAGGUGGCUGCUGGGGACACAGGAUAUUACACGUGCAAAGUGCAGAACGACAAGGGGAGCGAGAAGUCCCAAGUCGUUGGGCUGAACGUCGUCUAUCCCCCAAGACCACCCACCCUCGCCUUGUUCCAAGAGACCCAGGAAGGGAAACUGGCCAUUGUGCUCUGCACCGUCGACAGCAACCCCCAGUCUACCUUGAGCCUUUUCCGGGGCCAGCAGCUCAUUGCAACCACCAAUUCGCACUCAGCCCCCAGACAGCGGAUCGGCAUCACCACCACCCGCAACUCCCUGAAGCUGGAGAUCCAGAAGGUGGUCCCAGAAGAUGCAGGCGAAUAUCAGUGUGCAGCGACCAACAAGUAUGGAAACGCCACCACAACAAGAUUCUUCGGUGCCCAGACUGCUAGGGUGGUGGUCAGUCCUUCUGAAGAGGUCCCUGAAGGGGAGAGAGUCACCCUGACUUGCCUGGCUACCUUGGAACCAGAAGAAGAGACCGUUUACACCUGGUACAAGAAUGCCAAGUGGCUGCAAGAGGGAAGGGAAAACUCGCUCAUUUUCCCAGCCACGAUCAGCACAGAUGCCGGGACAUUUUACUGCGUGGCUAAGAAUAAGAAGAGCACCAACACAUCACCAGCCGUCACUCUCCAUGUGUUGUACCCCCCAAGACAACCUGAGGUGCAGUCCUUCCUAGAGACCCAAGAAGGACAUCUGGGCAUCAUCCAGUGCAUGGUUGACAGCAACCCGCCAUCUGAGAUAGCUUUGUACAAGGGAGACACUCUCAUAGGUUCCACUAGUGCCUCCUCCUCAGUUGCGGACCCGCGGGUGAGUGUGACCCCCUCCCACAAUGCGCUCAAGGUGAGCAUCAAAGGCGUCACACUGGAAGACGAGGGACGGUUUGUGUGUUCUGCUCAAAACCGCUACGGAGACACCAGCACCUCCGUCGACUUCACAGCUGAAACUGCCAGGAUCAUCCUCACGCCAUCCCCAGAAGUGCCCGAAGGCCAGGAGGUCCAUCUGUCCUGCCUAGUGAGCAGCAACGCCUCCACCUCCACCAACUACACCUGGUUUCAGAAUGGCCUCUGCCUGCCAGGGGCACUUGGGGACUCUCUGGUGUUCCCACAGGUGGCCAGAGGGGACGCUGGGAUCUAUUUCUGCCGGGUGGAGAGCCACGGAGUCAGCAAAAGCUCUGCCUCCGUCACCUUGUCUGUGUUGUAUCCUCCAGAGCCUCCUCGAGUGGCUGUCUUUGUGGAGGCGGAGAAAGGGAGGACGGCCCUCUUCCAUUGUUCUGCGGACAGCAGUCCCCCUGCUGAGUUGAGUCUCUACAAAGGAGACCACCUCAUCGCCUCCACUGGGUCUCCCAGCGCAACCCUCCCAAGGGUCCGGAUGUCGGCUGCCCACGAUGCCAUGUCUGUGGAGAUGGGAGACGUAGUGCCAGAGGAUGAGGGCAGCUAUCGUUGCGUUGCUACCAAUGCGUACGGUUCCUCCGCCACACGCCUUUAUUUCCAUGUGCAAACGGCACGAGUUCUGGCCUCCCCAUCCCCAGAGCUGCUGGAGGGAGAUGCCGCCAUUCUUACCUGUGAUGUGCUGGGAAGUGCGCCAGGUGAUGCCACCUUCUGUUGGUACAAGAACUCCAAGCGCCUUCCAGACAACAACUCCAGCACACUCGCUUUCCCACAAAUAACCAGCAGGGAUGCCGGCUCCUACCACUGCAAGGCCCACACUGCUGAGGAGGCCAGUCUCAGUGUCUCCCCACCGCUCAGCCUCAUCGUCUUCUACCCCCCACGGAAGCCUCAGCUGACUUCCUUCCUGCAGAGGCAGGGGGGCCCGGUGGCUGUCCUCCAGUGCACCGUCGACAGCGCGCCCCAAUCCGUCCUGCUCAUGUUCAAGGGGGACGAGCUCUUGGCAUCCAGCAGCAGUUCCAACCUGGCUCCCGUACAACGGCUCAGAGUUUCCGCUUCAUAUAACAGCUUGAGGGUGGAGAUCCGGGAGGUGGUGGUGGAGGACGAAGGGGGCUACACUUGCUGGGCGAGCAACCUCUACGGUAACAGCAGCGUCUCCAUCACGUUCACCGCAGGGACGGCCCGGAUCUGGAUUUCCCCUCUGGAUGUCCUCGAAGGGGACUCUGCGAACCUGACCUGCGCCAUCGACAGCGGUGCAGCUGAAGAGCCACACUACACCUGGUACAAGGACCACAGAUGGUACACGGAGGGCCCCUCCCGGACGCUGUCCCUUCCCAAUGUCACCGUGGCCGAUGCAGGAGCCUAUAGCUGUGCACUGAAGACUUCUGAACGGGUGUGGAACUCCUCCCUGGGCAGCCUGAAUGUCCUCUACCCGCCUAAGAACAUCGAAGCAGCGUCCUUCUUGGAGGCUCAGAACGGGCAGGUGGCCAUCCUGGUGUGCUCCGUCGACAGCAACCCCCCGUCGCAACUGUCGCUCCGCCAAGGCAAUGAGGUCCUGGCCUCCACCGGCUUUUCCCGAGACCACGGAGCGCCACCUGACCCUUCUCGGAUGAGCGUGGCUUCCUCUCCCAACUCCUUGCGACUGGAGAUCCUAAAGGUCCACUUGGAUGACGAAGGGCACUAUGAGUGCCUUGCUAGCAACAGCAUCGGCACAGCAAAGGCCUCCCUGGACCUCGUAGUGGAGACUACCAAGGUGGUGAUCAGCCCUUCUCCAGAGGUGCGUGAAGGGGAUCCCGUCUCUCUCACCUGCGAAGACAUCAGCUCUGCAUCCAACGCUCUUUACUCCUGGUACAAGAACGCCCAAUGGCUGGCUGAGGGGCCUGCGGACUCCCUCAUGAUCCAGGCAGCCACUCCAGGAGAUGCGGGGGCCUACUCCUGCCGAGUGCGCAACGCGAGAAGAAUCCGGACUUCUCCCCCUGUCCCCAUGCACGUUCUCUAUGCUCCCAAGGAGCUCACGCUGGUCUCCUUCCUGGAGACGCAAUCCAGGCAGCAAGCCAUUCUCCAGUGCGCAGUGGAGAGCCAUCCAUUAUCUGACCUCACCCUGUACAAAGGACAUGAGAUUGUGGCAUCCAGCUUGAGUUCUGGAGGGCUGCCCACCUCCCGGCUCAAUGUCCACCGGGCCCACAACUUCCUGAAGGUGGAAAUCAAGGGGGUGCACCUGGAAGAUGAAGGAGAAUACCUCUGCUUCGCUAACAACACUUAUGGAGCCUCCAAAGCUACUGUAUACUUCAGUGUGGAGAGUGCAAGAAUAACUGUCGAGCCUUCGCCGGACAUCCAGGAAGGGUCUGCAGCCAACUUGACCUGUCUGGUUGCCAGCCGGGCUGCUGGAGGAAUGAACUACACUUGGUAUAAGAACAGCCAGUGGCUCCAAGACGGGCCUGGCCACUCCCUGCUCCUGGAGAUGGUCACCAUAGAUGAUGCUGGCUCAUACCACUGUCGGGCUGAGGGGGAGACGGGAAGCGUGACCUCCAACCUGGUCCUCUUGAACGUGCUUUACGCCCCUCGGACUCCCACCCUCAGCGCCUUCCUAGACAACCAAAGCGGGAGAGUCGGAAUCCUUCGCUGCCAAGUCAGCAGCCACCCCCGGUCCGAGCUGGCCCUCUACAAAGGGGGCAGCCUCCUGGCUCACACCCAGCGGGGCCGCCCAGCAGCUGCCCCGAGGCUCCAAGUGCUGCAGUCUUACAACAGCCUCAAGGUGGAGAUUCGGCACCUGGUGGCAGAGGAUUCAGGGCGCUACACCUGUCUGGCCAGCAAUCCCUACGGCAACGGGACCGCCGCCUUGGAUUUCAGUGCCGAGACUCUCUCUGAUCUCCACUUCUUCAAAGUCAUGGCAGGGGUCUUCGUUGGCAUGGCUUGCGCAGCUGGGCUUUGCGCCUCGGCCUUUGGCGUCCGCAGAAACUGGAGCAGGAUAAAGGAACAGCGGAAAAAGUGGAAGCCGUGGAGAACCCAGAAGGUGGAACUGGUGGAGAUGGACAAGAAAGUAGCAGAAGCCCAGGUGAUGAGGUGCGGAACGAACAAGAUCCUGGAGUUCCUCUUUGUGGAUGAUUCUGUUCCAGCCAUCCGAGGCCAGAAGCAAAGGGCAGAAUUCCCCCAAGGAAACCCCCCUCCGGCCAAAGCAGCACCAGCUUCUUGUGAACCGCAGAAGUAA
Messenger RNA from Heteronotia binoei (common prickly gecko), 5319 nucleotides. It is a transcript of the gene SIGLEC1, whose product is annotated as sialic acid binding Ig like lectin 1. NCBI's taxonomy places the organism in Eukaryota, Metazoa, Chordata, Lepidosauria, Squamata, Gekkonidae. The transcript is spliced from 21 exons. Bases 1 to 5319 code for a protein of 1772 amino acids. The record is from RefSeq and is a predicted model, not a curated record.